AUGAGUCGACAGCAGUCCGACAGGAAGAGGCACAAGUUUCUUGUGCAUACUCUUUUCCAGAAAAGCCAUACUCUCAUCGUACUUCCGGUUGCCAAAGAGCUUAUUGCGCGCGGCCAUGAAGUCGUCUGGCUGGGGAGCCCGUCCGAGGAAUCUCGGAUUCUCGAGUCUGGGGCACGCUUCGUCGCAACCAAGGAGGUUGCAGACUCGGAUGCGAGGAUGAUGUCGAACCCCAUCUUUGAUCUGCAGGGAGUCGCGAAGGCCUUCUUCGGAGACAGGCUCGUAGCCCAAGUUGCCGACCUGCGUCGAGCACUUGCUGAUUUUCCCGCCGAUUGUCUUCUCAACGAUUUUGCUCCCCAAGGCGCUGCGGCGCUGCACGCCUUGGGGGAAGUGCCAACCUAUGCCUCCAUCACUGGAACUCCCCUUUACACUCUGGCGGGAGCCGCUAGCCAUCCACCAGCGUCAGCUAUAGGGGGCCUCCUCUGUAUGCCACAGAUGCUACUCCCACUUAUCAACUCUCAACGAGAAAGUUUGGGAUUGCCCCCCGUCAAAGACGAAGAUCUGCCAUGGCUGCAUCACAGCCCGUUCUUGCACCUGCAGGCAUCAGCUCCUCUGCUGGAGUUUGAACAGAUUGUCCCCGACACGACGCACUUCAUCGGACCUCUUGCGGGCUCAACGGCGACACAAUGGCAAGAUCCCCCGGAAUGGUGGACGGACAUUACCAUGUCGAACAGCUCGUCACGGGUCGUCAUUGGACUCACACAAGGCACCCUCGUCACCGAUCCCUCGAAGCUUAUCCUCCCUGUGUUGGACGCGCUGUUAGGGACUUCAAAUCAACUCGACCUCGACGUCUUCCUGGUAGUUGCCACUCCCUACGUAGACCUAGUCAAGUUGAACACCGGACAUACACCUCACAGCACCGGCCGCGUGCAUGUUCACAUUUCGGCAUGGGUGCCCUACGACCUGCUGUUGCCGCACUGCAAUCUGAUGGUCACCAACGGUGGCUACGGCGGUGUGAUGCAAGCACUCGAGCACGGUGUUCCUCUAAUCUGCGCGGGGACAGUGGCCGACCAUGCAGAUGUGGGCGCCAGAGUUGCGUGGGCCAAGGCUGGCUUGAGCCUGCAGACAGACGCGCCAUCAGGCGAAGAGAUCCGGGACGCAAUCGCCGAGAUUCUGGAUAACAAGAGUUACAAGGACAAUGCUUCCACAGUUGGCUCGCAGCUUAAGGGCUUGGGUGGAGCGAAGAAGGCUGCGGACCUGCUAGAGAAGCUUGCAUCACGGGCCGGUAGGAGACAAGAAUCAAACGCAUAUGUUAGUUAG
Messenger RNA from Colletotrichum destructivum, 1317 nucleotides. Its product is annotated as Putative UDP-glucuronosyl/UDP-glucosyltransferase. Gene Ontology annotation, molecular function: UDP-glycosyltransferase activity. NCBI's taxonomy places the organism in Eukaryota, Fungi, Ascomycota, Sordariomycetes, Glomerellales, Glomerellaceae. Bases 1 to 1317 code for a protein of 438 amino acids. The transcript has a single exon. The record is from RefSeq and is a predicted model, not a curated record.